Perkinsus marinus ATCC 50983 is the source of this 606-nucleotide messenger RNA. RefSeq lists its product as hypothetical. The transcript has a single exon. NCBI's taxonomy places the organism in Eukaryota, Perkinsozoa, Perkinsida, Perkinsidae. The record is from RefSeq and is a predicted model, not a curated record. Bases 1 to 606 code for a protein of 201 amino acids.
AUGUCUCUGCCUAUCCUCGACAGCAUCUCCUCCAUUGGGGACUCUGCUGAUGAUACAAGCGUGCCAGGCCUGGGCACCUACAUCAGUCGUAUCCUUGAUGAGCGUAGUUACACCGGGGAAUUCAGGGGACCGAACGUCCAGACCUGGAAGGUUGGAAGGGUCGUUCAUGUCCUCGGGAGUCCGCCCAAUACUGAUGCGUUAGCUGAUGUAACCGGUUACCGUAACUACGUCGUCGCCAGCGACAAGUGCGUCACCAUCAGGCUUGGCCGCUCUGUCGAAGGGUUGCACAACGUCGUGCAGUCGUCCUCAGCUGUGGGGGUAGAGGUCAGCGCUGACGUCGGCCGGAUUAGUGCCAUCGUAACACGUUAUAACUUGCGUGCGCCUAUCGAGCCGGGGGUAGCUAUCGAAAGACUACCCUCGACCGGGGAGUCCAAGUUAUCUGCAGAAACAGUUACGAGACAGUUCGGUCUCGUCAGCGAGUCUAAUACUGGGUAUCUGUGGACUGGGGUCGGUCUAAAUUACUUGACUUGUAUAAUGGGAAAUGGCGAGGCCAACCUCGGGUUGGAAUGGCGCGCCAUUCUUCCAGAGCCUCUGGACCAGAGGUAG